Messenger RNA from Chlamydomonas reinhardtii, 4191 nucleotides. RefSeq lists its product as uncharacterized. Gene Ontology annotation, biological process: recombinational repair. Gene Ontology annotation, molecular function: 3'-5' DNA helicase activity; ATP binding; DNA binding. The transcript is spliced from 15 exons. Gene Ontology annotation, cellular component: nucleus. Lineage: Eukaryota; Viridiplantae; Chlorophyta; Chlorophyceae; Chlamydomonadales; Chlamydomonadaceae. The record is from RefSeq and is a predicted model, not a curated record. Bases 369 to 3584 code for a protein of 1071 amino acids.
GUAGCGUCCAGGCAUUGAACUGACGACCUCAACCUCUGAAGAUAACCGUGCCGGAAAUGCCGUACACGGGGCUCAUAACCUGUUGUAUUCUGGUGUGGGUCGUUCUACCGGGCAAUGCAACUCCAGGUUUACAGGCUCCGUUCCUUUGGUGCCAUACCAACCACUUAGUGCAAUGUUGCCUUAUAUCGACUUAGUCUAGGUCGGGCUUACUCUCGGCCCUAUAGGCUCCUUAGACCAUCGCAAUGACACGCAUGGGGGAAGGGGCAGACCGAACCGCUGAGCCCCCCAAAUACGACAGUUGGCUCCGACCAGGGAACCUGUCAGGUUGGCGCGAGGUGGGAUUUUUGCAGGGUAAUACAUUCAACAUCAUGUACUGUCGCGCGCUGCCGCAGGAGGACGAGCAGUCUGCUGUUAUCAUUCGCUGUCUGCGGGAGUCGGAGAAGGCUCUCGGGAUGCGGCAUGACCGCAGCCGCGUCAGGCGCUUCAAGGAGCUGGUGUCGUUUGUGAAGAACCGGACUGAGACCACGCAGGGCCUAGCGCCGCAGCAGCUGCUGGAGAUGCUGGCGGGCCUGGCCCCGCACCACAGUGGGCUGGGCGACAUGGUCGCCGCACACGUCACCGCACACGGCCCCCUGAUGGCAUCACCUGACGCAGGCCCGGUGCCGGCUGGCCCGGUCCCUGCUGCCUCAGUCGCAGGGUCGGCCAGCACCGCGCCAGGCGGCUCCCCCAGUUCCUGCCUCAGCGAGCUGCACCUGUUCCUGUCCUGCCUGCUGCGCUACGACCUAGCGCUGGCGGGCCACGGCGCCUGCGACUACGACGACCUGCUGGGGCUGGCGGUGGCGCUGCUGCAGCAGCCCGCGGCCAGGAGGGCGGCGGCAGCCAACUUCAGUCACAUCCUGGUGGAUGAGUUCCAGGACACCAACUUGCCACAGUACACACUGGUACAGCUGCUGCGGUCGGCUGGUGCCAGUUUGUUUGUGGUGGGGGACGCCAACCAGUCCAUCUAUACGUGGCGGGGGGCCCUGCCCGACAUGGCCGCAGCCGCUGCAGCCGCCGCGUCUGGGCUGCAUUCUGCAACCCCUGCUGGCCAGCCCAACCCCACGCCAUCAGGGCUGCAACUGCAGGGUGCAAUUGUGGGACCCGAGGCGCCAGAUGACACAGCCGCCAUCACCAGCGCUCGCCCAUUGGAUGGCGCCUCACGGUAUCCAGUCGAGGCCGCGUCAGCUAUGGGCACUGGCGGGACUUGCGCUGCGAGUGCUUCUACGCUGCACCUCCGCCGCAACCACAGAUCCCUGCCGCACAUCGUGGCGGUGGCCGAGCGGGUCAUCAACCAGCAGCAGGAGCACAGCGCCGUGGGGCCGGGCCUGGCGCUGGGGGAGCCCACACGCCUGGAGUCAGUGCGGCCGCCGCAGCCGGGCGCGGCCGUGGCAGUGGUGACGACUGACAGCGCCCGGGACGAGGCGCGCUGGGUGGUGCGGCAGAUCCAAGCGAUCACCGGAUGGGCGGCGCCGCGGACACAGGCGGCAGGGCCAGUGCAGCUUGCUCCUGGUGCGCAGGCAGGGGGAGACGUGACGCCUGCCAUGCCGCCUUGUGCACCCAUGUUCGGGCUCAGGGACGUGGCCAUUCUAUACCGCGUCAACCGGCAGGCCCGCUACCUGGAGGAGGCGCUGCAAGAGGCCGGGCUGCCCUACUGCCUGCCCAAGAGCGAGCCGUUCUGGGCGGGGGAGCAGGUCCGAGAUGUGGCUGCAUUUCUGUACCUGGCCGCCCAGCCCCUGGAUGUGACUGGGGCCAUGGCCGCCAGCCUGCUCACACGACCCGCUCGGGGGGUGCCAGGAGGUAGUGCUGUCCUCUCCCGGCUGCGGCGGCCUUCGGUGCGGAUGGGGCCGGGCGUGUCCUCUGCGUCCAUGGGCCGACUGCUGUUCGGCGACAUGUUCACGCAGCCGCAGCCGCAGCCGCAGGUGCAGGAGGGGGCACAGGCCCGACAGCCUAGUGCAGGACGCCAUGGCAGCGGCAGCGGCAGCAUUACUGGUCAGGAGUCCGGGGAAGCGCUGUGCCUGCGGUUCCCACAGCCGGACGUGGGCGCAGCAGGUGUGGAUGGGGCCGGGGACCCGCUGUCUGAGCUAGUGGACCCGGCAGUGCCUCCGGCUGCUUUAGCCCAGGCUGUGGCGGAUGCAAUGCAGCUGCUGGUGCCGCCGCCCGCGGAGCAGCAGGAGCGCUGGCGGCUGCAGCCGGCACGACACGGCGCGGAGCCGGCGUCAGGCCUGGAUGGGCGGAGCGGCACGGGCUCAUCAACGGCUGCGGCCAGUGGUACGGUGGGGGGCGCGGCUGUCAGCCUGGGCGGAUCGACGCCCCGCUACAUGCCGCUGCCUGCCUCAGCGCUGCGCCGCAAGCUGACGUUCACGGACCUGGAAGCAGACGACCCGCCCUGGAUGCUGAUUGUGGACAACGAGGCAUUCCCUGCCCCGCUGGCGCCUCCCCUCCCCCAUGAGGUGUGCCAGGCGCUGGGCAUUCGGCCCGGUGACGCUGAGUACGAUGGGAUAACCUUCCUGCGCGACCUGGUGGUGCUGCUGCAGGUGGCGCCGCACCUGGGCUACACACCUGAGGACCUGGUUGAAGCCAUUGUGCGUGCCACCGGGUAUGAGACGUGGCUGGAGCUGGAACAAGGGGAACGCCGUGACCUCAGCGGCGAGAUGAGUCGACUGGCUGAGCUGCGGCAGGCUGCGGAGCAGUACGGCCGAGACUACCGUGUGGCGGCAGUGGUAGGGGCUACAGCUGGCCAGGAGGCUGCUGUGGCGGCGGCUGCAGGGGCAGUGCCAACGGUGUCCGAGUUCGCCAAUCACGUGCGGAAAUUGGUUGAGGCAGCGGCACAGUCGGGCACCGGAGGCAGCGGCAAUGAGGGCACGCACGUCAGCAGGCACUCCAAAAGCGCCACCAGCAAGGCACCCGCCAGCACCCGCGGCUCUCGGACGUCCGGCAAGCACUUGGAUGCGACAAACCAGCACAAGCACGGGCCUGCGGCGGCACCAGCUUUGGCGUCGGAUGCGGGUACGGGCUCCGGCGACGCUGCCUCCGUGCGGCUGUUGACGCUGCAUGGCUCCAAGGGCCUGGAGUUCCCUGUGGUGUUCCUGACAGGCUGUGAGGAUGGCCUGCUGCCGCACUCAGCCAGCCGCAACAACCCCAUCCAACAGCGAGAAGAGCGACGGCUGCUGUUUGUGGGCAUUACCCGGGCAAUGGACCAGCUGUACCUAACCUGGGCGGCCACACGUGCAGCGCACCGGCACCGCCUGCUGCCGAGCCGCCCUGCCGCAGAGGGCCACCUGGGUGUGGGCUCGCGGCGGGCCGCACACGAGCGCAUGCCCUACAUUUCCCCCUUCGUGGCGCGACUGCUGCAGGAGCUGCAUGCGGAAGGCCUGGUGGUGGAGGCCGCCCCACGGCCAGAUGGCUGCGUGGCGGUUCCAGCUGCCUGCUCGCUCGGCACCACAUCAUCCGAUCCCGGCAGCCAGCCACCGGCGCCGCUGGUGGCCUAUCAUGACGCAACCAAGGCGCGCAACAUGUCGCUGUCGUCUCUCGUUACGAAGCUGUGAUUGCUCAAGCGGCAAAGCUGCCUUGAUUAGGUAACACACAACAAUCGCGCGGCUGCGCCUUGUAGAGCUUGGCUGCAUCUAUCACCGCAUCUACCUCAGUGGGUGACCUAUCUACACAAUCUCCCCAGAUCAAGAUAUUCAGGCAACGUCGUUGUACUGGUGCACGGUACAGUGUUAUGUAUCAAGCUUUGUUGUGCUGGUGUGGUGCUAAUGUACAAGAUAGGGGCAGCAGCGCCUUUGGUCCAAUGCAUAAUGCGGCAACACUUGCGCUGUGCCAUGAACGAGUGCUCACAUAUAUGCUGCGACAAUAGCGUCCAGGGAUGGAUAGAUUCGACAUUACCGGCACAAAUGGGACCUCCGAUGAGGCACCAAGCUAGGGGUGGACCAUUCUCUGUCCACUAGAGACCCGGGAUGCACGGAAUCUGCUCAAGAGUGCCUGUUUGCGUCCCAAAUGUGCCCAGCGCCGCUAGUGACACUCGCGUUUUGUGCCAGUAUUGAGCUUGGUCAGGGUUGCCUAGUGCGCGACCUUCUCUCCAUAAUACUCGUAUAAAUACAGCGUACUAAAAUGUCUAGUACAGCACGUAACGUUUUGUAAUCCGCUGCGCCA